ACCUUUCCUCGUCACUGUUGUUGGCGAUUCGUCGCCAUUACGGGGCAGCGUCGGCGGCAUCGCUGAGGCGUCCACGGUCGUGCAGAGGCGGCCCGAGGGGAUCCUUCCCUGGGGCAGCAACACUCACCGCCAGGGCCGGGCCUAGCCUGGCCUUUCGGGGCUCCCUCGCCCUCUCUCGGCGGCGCCUUCUCCUCCGCCUCGGCGCCUGAGGCCGGCCUGCCUGCCUGCCUGCCGUCCGCCUCGUCCCUUUUCCCUCGUCAGGGCGAAGCAGCAAGGAAAAAUGUCGCCAUGAAGGUGGCCGAGACAACUGCUCUGCGCCGACCCCGCCGUCGCCGCCGCCGGGCCAUGAGCCUGGGCCUCGGCCCCAGCCCCAGCCGCUCGCCCGCCCGCCUCCUCCGCAGCAGCGCCUCCGCGGCGGCCGCGGAAGCUCCAGAGCCCGCCCGUGACAGCAGCAGCAGCAGCAGCGCCACCCGACGACAGGAUGGACAAGAGCAACCCCUGCGGCUCCGGCCUCGGCCCCGGUUCCUCCUCGGCGGCGGCAGGCAAAGGGCAGCAGCCGCGCUCUAACUCCGCCGGCCCAGCUGGGGGAGAGUCCAAGCCCAAAGGCGAUGGAAAAAAUGCAAAUGGAUCCAAACAGCGUUAUAAUCGUAAGCGAGAAACUUCGUAUCCCAAAAAUGAGAACUUCCCCACCCAAACCCGUCGCUCCACUUCACAGAAAAGCAAAGCUUUUAACAAGAUGCCCCCUCAGAGGGGGGGACACAGCAAUGGCGGCAAACCUUUUAGCUCUUCUUCUAAUGGUGGAAGACGAGAUGAGGUAGCAGAGGCCCAGCGGGCAGAGUUUAGCCCUGCCCAGUUCUCUGGCCCCAAGAAAAUUAGUCUGAACCACUUGCUGAACUUCACCUUUGAACCUCGUGGCCAAACAAACUACUUUGGGAACGGCCGUGGCACCUGGGCAAAAAGGAACAGAUGGGAGAACAAGCCUUUCAGCAAAGAGCUCUUCCUACAAGCCAACUGCCAGUUUGUGGUGUGUGAUGACCAGGAUUACACAGUUCAUUUCACUGACCCAGACACGCUGGUCAACUGGGACUUCGUGGAGCAAGUGCGGAUUUGCAGCCAUGAAGUGCCCUCUUGUCCAAUAUGCUUAUACCCGCCUACUGCUGCCAAGAUCACCCACUGUGGGCACAUCUUCUGCUGGGCAUGCAUCCUGCAUUAUCUUUCUCUGAGUGAGAAGACUUGGAGUAAGUGCCCCAUCUGUUACGGCUCUAUCCACAAGAAAGACCUCAAAAGUGUUAUUGCUUUGGAAACCCGUCAGUAUGCAAUUGGUGAUACCAUUACAAUGCAGCUGAUGCAACGGGAGAAAGGGGUUUUGAUAGCACAGCCAAAGUCGAAGCUGACACAUUUGGAGCAGCCUAUUCAUUUGGGAGAUGAGCAGCAUGGCCAGUUCUCAAAGCUGCUUCUGGCCUCUAAGGCUCAGGUGCUGCAGGAAGUUGUCUUGGAGGAAAAGGAGGCACUCUUGCGCCAGUAUGAGGAGGAGAAGCGCACCCCCGAAGCCUGUUUCAUUGAAGCUGCCAUUCAGGAGCUGAAGGAUCGAGAGGGCAGCUUGAUGUCUGACAGAAACAGAGAGAGUGACGUUGCAGGAGCUGUGGAGGCACUUGUUGUGGCAGACUCUUCUGGCAAAGCAGCAGGAGUGUCCCAGGAGAGGAAGCCUGUUGUGGAGUAUCUUUCUGCUUUUGAAGAAGAAAUCCUGGAGCCUUCUGAGGAUUCUGCAAUUGGUGUUCUACCCCCUUCUGAGACAGAAGAGGCCUCAGUGGAUGAUGCGGAGGAAUCUGGGGUGGACCUGGCAGGAAGGAGGGAAAUGGGAGAAGCUAGUUUGCCUGAAUCCGCCUGUGAGAAAUCUAAAACGGCAUUCAGCAGUGGGCACACGAGUACCACUCCUUUCUACUAUUUCUAUCAAGCUGAGGAUGGGCAGUGCCUGUAUCUUCACCCAGUGAACGUUCGCUGUCUUGUGCGUGAGUACGGCAGCCUGGAGAAGAGCCCGGAGAAGAUCAGUGCCACUGUGGUGGAGAUAUCUGGCCACUCCAUGACCGAGGAUGUACGGCAGCGUCAUCGUUACCUGUGUCAUUUGCCACUCACCUGUGAGUUCAGUAUCUGUGAACUGGCUUUGAAGCCUCCUGUGAUUUCAAAGGAAACACUGCAGAUGUUUUCAGAUGACAUUGAAAAAAGGAAGCGCCUGAGACAGAAGAAAGCUCGUGAUGAGCGACGCCGGGAGCACAGAAUUGAGAUGGAGGAAAAUAAGAAGCAAGGCAGGUAUCCAGAGGUUCACAUUGCUUUAGAAAACUUGCAGCAGUUCCCUGCCUUCAGUGCAUUUUCAGGAGAACCUGCUGAGAACGAGAGCGAUGCUGCGCUGUCUGCUGUUGGCGGAAUCCCUGUUUGUCAACCAGAGUCUUUGCCUACACCACUAUCUCCUGCAGCCAGCCUUGGCAGCCCAUCACUCUGUGUUGGAAAUCUGGAGGAGGAAACUAGCCUCCCCUCAUUUGCCCAGAUGCUGAGGGCUGGAAAAGCUAAACCAGAAACAUGGAAUAGUUCACAGCCAAAGAAGAAAGAAGAAACUGCCACCUUGGCACCUCCUGCUCCAGGAGACAGCGAUGGGGAGAGUGAUAACUCGGACCGUGUCCCUGUGCCUAGUUUCCAGAACUCCUUCAGCCAAGCUAUAGAGGCAGCCUUCCUUAAACUGGACAAGCCGUCCACUUCUGACCAUCUCCUGGAGGAAAAAAGAGGCAAGAAGAAGAAGCAGAAGCAAAAGUUACUGUUCAGCACUUCCGUGGUUCAUACCAAGUGAUCCUACUAAUGGACAGAUUUCUUCACCUGGUUCUCUUUCGUUUGCUUUUGUGGUUUUGCUGCUAUAGAUAAAAAGUAUUUAAGUUUGA
Molecule: messenger RNA, 2927 nt
Organism: Rhineura floridana
Lineage: Eukaryota; Metazoa; Chordata; Lepidosauria; Squamata; Rhineuridae
Gene: RNF10
Product: ring finger protein 10
Exons: 17
Coding region: 482-2839 (785 amino acids)
Biological process (GO): positive regulation of myelination; positive regulation of transcription by RNA polymerase II
Molecular function (GO): transcription cis-regulatory region binding
Source: RefSeq, a predicted model, not a curated record